AUGGCGCAGUUGCGCAAGAGAAGCUUUGCUACCUAUUUUCUUUGGGAGGCGCGUAAUCAGGUGCACCUCAGCCAAGAAUGUAUCAACGUCUUUGGGCCAACAACGUGGUCGGGGUUGUAUCUGUGCCUGAUCCGGCAGGAAUCGGUGGCGUUCGUGAUGCCGUACAUUGCGCACGACCAGUUUCACCAGUACUACGACAAGAUGAGCCCGGUCGAAACGCAGCUGUACCUGCGGAACCGACUGGUGGCUUUGAAGCGGGUGCACGACUUCAACGUGAUCCACCGAGACGUCAAGCUGAGCAACUUUCUGUACAACCGGAAGCAGCAAAAGUUUCUGCUCGUGGACUUUGGUCUGGCGCAGGACAUUAGCAGACGUGGCUGAAGAAAGUGCCGGCUGAGGACCGGUGUUGGCACUGGCGCUGGGGACGAGGGGAAUCAGCAGGGUAGCGAAGUCGUGGUCCAGCAGAAGCAGAAGAAGAUUAAGCUAGAAGCAGACAACCUGGAGAACAGUACAACACCGGCCGGUACGGAACCGAGCGGAAAGCAGCAGCAGCAGCAACCGCCGGUGGUUUUCAAAACGUUUUUGAAGCAAUCCAACCAAGCUCUCGAAUAUUACCAAGGAUCUCUACAGUUCGCCGGUCAAGUCGACUGUUUUGACAGUUCAAUUUAAAAAGAGUGAAAAUUUUUGACAGAGGGAAACGUCAUCAAAACCGUAACGCCUCAAGUCACUGAACAAAAAUUGGUAACUCUCAUUUUAAUUUUCCAGAAUGCUGCGAUGUGUACCGUGUGUACCGCGUUAUGGGGUCAAAAAUAAAUAGCCAGUGUACCCUCUCAUUUCCCUUCUCUCUGGUACUUACCGCGUAUAUAGUGAUAAUUUGGCGUUGUUAGACUUAAUUGAUAUGAAUGUUUGUUAGAAUAUGCGAUUGAGUGUCUGAAAUAAAAGUGGAACGUGCUCACCGGGCGUCUUUCCACCUUCAUCAAAAUUUCAUGCUUGAAUUCCAUGUAACCAGUCCAACUCCCGGCAGCCCUCAGCAGCUCAGAUAAUCGAAUGAAACCACGAUAAUCCGUCCGUUCCCAACUUGAAUGCAAACAAAACGACGACAUACAGCUGCAAGUGCUGUCUUCGAUAAUCGUAAGGCAGCGGGACAAAAUCUACAAGGGGGAAACUCCUUUUGAAGACUUCACACACUCAGCCGUGCUGAAGCAAUCCUGGUUUUGGAGUUUGGUCCGAAGGCGGGGAAGCAUUCUAUUUGAACGGAUGGCAUCUAUUUCCGUUGUCUUGUAAUUGAUACCGGAACUACCAAAGCACCACCGCAGCCACUAGCAAAGUCCAAUAAUGAUGGCGUAUAUUUCAAUAACUUUUGUAAACAUUUUUUUCUUGAAAAUUGAGAGUUGAAAAACGACAGCCGGAAAAACACGUCUUACUACACGCCCGGCUUACUACGAUCAUUUAUGAUCUCA
Messenger RNA from Culex pipiens pallens (northern house mosquito), 1460 nucleotides. RefSeq lists its product as uncharacterized. Gene Ontology annotation, molecular function: protein serine/threonine kinase activity; ATP binding. Gene Ontology annotation, biological process: protein phosphorylation; mitotic DNA damage checkpoint signaling. NCBI's taxonomy places the organism in Eukaryota, Metazoa, Arthropoda, Insecta, Diptera, Culicidae. The record is from RefSeq and is a predicted model, not a curated record. Gene Ontology annotation, cellular component: nucleus.